CCGCCGGUCCGGACCGGUCCAUCCUCUCCUCCUCCUCUCAUCCUCUCAUCCUCUCAUCCGCCGGUCUGGCUGGAGAUGCCUGGCUGAGGGGCUGCGGCAGAGCGCAGAACCAUCAACCCGGACUGGACCGGACCGGAGCGCAAAACCACCCCGGACUAGACCGGCUCCAGCUAGGGUCGGACCGGAGCGCAGCGCGUUGUGGCUCCGUGGAUUUACUUGUUGGAUUGCGUGAAACCCCCCGCGGAUUCCGUGAGAUGGACAGAAUAAAACAUAAUUUCUAGAGAGGAGGUUGGAGGUUCGGAGCCUCGGAGGUUCGGGAGGAGAGAUGCUCAGAGCCUGGAUACUCUUCUUUCUGGUAGAAGAGGGAUUCGCUCUGGCGCAGAGGACCAAAGACUCCCCGGGUGAUGCCGGCGUCCAGAGUCCCGCCCAGAAUGACUGCGGCACGUGGGUGCGGAACAUCAACGGGGGGGUGUUCAUGUCGCCCAACUACCCCAACACCUACCCGCCCAACAAGGAGUGCGUGUACAUCCUGGAAGCCCUCCCCCGGCAGAGGAUCCAGCUGGCCUUCGAUAAGAACUACUACAUCGAGCCGUCGUUCGAGUGCCGCUUCGACCACCUGGAGAUCCGCGACGGGCCCUUCGCCUUCUCGCCGCUCAUCGACCGCUUCUGCGGCGGCACCAACCCCGGCCUCGUCACGUCCACCGGCCGCUUCAUGUGGAUCAAGUUCACCAGCGACGAGGAGCUGGAGGGCCUCGGAUUCCGCAUCAAGUACACGUUUGUGGCAGACCCAGACUUCCACCUGCACGUGGGCGGACUGCUGAACCCCAUCCCAGACUGCCAGUUUGAGAUCGGCGGCUGGGAUGGGAUUAUUCGCUCCAGUCAGGUGGAAGAGGAGGAGCGUGUGAAGCCUGGCGAUGCUCUGGACUGUAUCUGGACCAUCAGGGCUCCUCCGCAGUCCAAGAUCUACCUGCGCUUCAUCGACUACCAGAUGGAGCACUCCAACGAGUGCAAGAAGAACUUUGUGGCCGUGUACGACGGCAGCAGCGCCAUCGAGAACCUGAAGGCCAAGUUCUGCAGCACGGUGGCCAACGACCUGAUGCUGGACCACGGCGUGGGCGUGGUGCGCAUGUGGGCCGACGAGAAGAGCCGGCUCAGCCGCUUCCGCAUGCUCUUCACCUCCUACGUGGACCCUCCAUGCACGGCCAACACGUUCUUCUGCCACAGCAACAUGUGCAUCAACAACACGCUGGUGUGCAACGGCGUGCAGAACUGCGUCUAUCCCUGGGAUGAGAACCACUGCAAAGAGACGAGAUCCCAGGGCCUUUUCCACCAGAUCACCAGGACCCACGGCACCGUGAUCGGCGUCUCGUCCGGCAUCGUCCUCGUCCUCCUCAUCAUCUCCAUCCUGGUCCAGAUGAAGCAGCCCAGGAAAAAGGUGGUGGCUCGGCGGCCGGGGGUUUUCAACAAGGCCGGGUUCCAGGAGGUGUUCGACCCGCCGCACUACGAGCUGUUCUCCCUCCGGGACAAGGAGAUCUCGUCGGAGCUGGCCGACCUGACGGAGGAGCUGGACAGCUUCCACAAGCUGCGGCGCUCGUCCACCAUGUCGCGCUGCGUCCACGAGCACCACUGCGGCUCGCAGGGCUCGCAGGGCUCGGUGGCCACGGCCAGCUGCACGGCCGGCACCGGCAGCAUGAAGCACAGCCGCACCACGCUCAGCUCCAUGGAGCUGUCCUACCACAACGACUUCUCCAAGCCGCCGCCCAUGAAGACCUUCAACUCCACGUCCAGCUACAAGAAGAGCUGCUACGGCUACAAGCAGCACCAGCACGAGUGCGACCAGCAGGUGAUCGAGGACCGCGUCACCGAGGAGAUCCCCUGCGAGCUGUACGGCCGCGGCGCCGUCGCCGUGGGCGGGGCCUCGGGCGGCGGGGGCGGGGCCUCGGGCAUCGCCGGGGGAACCCUCGGGGGGGCGGUGGGCAUCACCGGGGGCGUGGCCAUGGGCGGGGGCGUGGCCAUGGGCGGGGCCAUGAGCAUGGCCGGGCCCAGCGGCAUCGCCGGGGGCAUCGGCGGCGCCGGGAUGCCCGGGGCCUGUGGAACCCUCGGUAUCCGUGGCAACAGCUCUCGCAACAGCACCACCAUCGUUGACCCGCAGCAGCGCUCCAUGUCCAUGGACUUUUAAACCCAGAACUCUGCAUUUCAACUCUUUAAAUGACAGACAGCAGGAGGACGAUGUUUCUAUAUCAACGCUGCUGAUGUUUAAGAACUACUUCCUGUUCAAGAACUACUUCCUGUUGACCCCGAAGGUCUCGAGGAGGAAAACUGAGACUGAUUAUCACCGUCGUGACACGGAAGGACGGAGAGAGACUGAAACAUGCGAACACGUGUCUCUGGGACGGUCUGUUUAGUCUCUAUUAUGGAAGAGUAUCAGGGCCAUGAAGGAGAAAAAAUAUUUGAGAAGGGAAGAUUUUUUUUUAU
Messenger RNA from Cololabis saira (Pacific saury), 2475 nucleotides. Its product is annotated as neuropilin and tolloid-like protein 2. NCBI's taxonomy places the organism in Eukaryota, Metazoa, Chordata, Actinopteri, Beloniformes, Belonidae. The transcript has 10 exons. The record is from RefSeq and is a predicted model, not a curated record. Gene Ontology annotation, molecular function: protein binding. Bases 326 to 2179 code for a protein of 617 amino acids.